AUGGAGAGUCAGGUGUCUAGCACGAAUCAGGUGGAGGCAGUCGCCGCCGCGGCAAGCAAAGCGCCUCUGCAGCCCGCGGAGCCGAGCCCGGUUGUGGAUGAGCGCAUGAGCGACUCCGGCUCCAGCGACGCGACGGGAAAGACAAAGGAGGAGGACGACGACGAAGUGAGUGGGAAGAGCCCCGAAGAGCGCAUGACCUUCGCGCUGUCCUGCAAAGACUCUGGAAACGACCUCUUCAAAAGUGGAGACAACUCGAACGCGAAGCAGAAGUACCAGGAGGGUUUGAAGUUUCUGAAGGACUUGGAUCUGCCGGAUGCGAAGCGCCUCCGCAUCGCCCUCAACUCGAACGUCGCGAUGUGCUGCCUCAAGAGCGAAGCGUGGUCAGAGGCGAUCGCCGCGGCGAACGCCGUCCUGAAGGAGGAACCUGAAAACGUGAAGGCUCUGUAUCGACGCGGCGUCGCUCGCAGCGCUUUCGGGUUCUACGAGGAAGCGAAGGCAGAUCUGCUUCAAGUCGCGCGACUGGAUCCAAAGAACGCGGACGCGCGGAAGGAGCUUGAGAAGGUGAAGGAGCGCAUCUCCAAGCACAAUGAAGAGAAGAAGAAAGCCUUCAGCGGUUUGUUCGAUAGGGCCGCGGGCAUGUACGCAGACCGCGAAGAGCAGAUGCGCCAGAAGCGCCUCCAGGAGGAAGAAGAGGAGAGGAGGCAGAAGACGAUCUGGGAGAAGGAAAUGGAAGAGCGGAAAGAGAAGGGAGAAGAGGAGAUCUCGUUCGACAUCUGGAAGGAGGAGAAGAAGAAGGAAGAAGAAAACAAGGAGAAGGCGAAGCGCGAGCGCGGUGAAGCGUCGUCUUCUUCCCCCACAGGUCGGUCUGGCAAAUCUUCUGCCAGCGGCGCGACGGAGACGCUGGAGCUGGACGAGGAGGACCAAAAGAUCAUCGAUGAGACGAAAAAAAUGGGCUACUGCUACUUCCGCAGAAACCUGACCGAGGAGGAAAAACAGUUGAAUGCGCAGCAUCGCCCGACGAAAAUCGACCCUCCCGCGCCCGCGAGCCCUGGCAACGGAUCUGCCGGCGCGAGCUCGCCUCUGGCGGCGGGAUCUGCCGACGCGGCGAAGCAGAGCGGCGUCUCCUCGUGGAACUCCAAGGGAACGACGUACGAAGAAAAAGACAUGUCGCAGUGGGCGAAGAAACGCUUCGAAGAGCGCCUGAAGGAGGCGAAGGUCGUCCGCGGCGACGACAUCGACUCGCUGCUGAGAAACCCCGAGCAGCUCAUGGGUGCCCUCCAGGCGCCGGGCGCGGGCGGUGAUGCAGAUCCUCUGGCGUCUCUGCAGAAGCUCAUGGGACAGUUCAUGCACACCGAGAUCAAAUGCAAGGAUGUGACUGGGCUGACCGGCGACGCGCAGGUUGUAGUGAUGCGCGGCACGAAGCGCUUCCUGUUUGAGUUUUCCUGCACGGUUGUCUUCGAAGUCUCUGGCGAGCUGAAGCUUCCGGAAAACGGCGCCCUGCCCCCUCUGCCUGGCGCUCCAGACGACACCCACUUCUGCUACAAGGGCGAGCUGUCGCUUCCGGAAGUGAGCAGCGCGGAGAGCAAGGGCGAGGCGUGGCUCGCGGGCAGCCGCAUCAAAAUGAAGCACAAAGUCGACCCGCGCAACCAAGCAGUCGUGGACGAGUGCAUCGACGCGUUUAAGAAGAAGCUCGUCGAACAGAUUCAUCAUUUCCUGGCGGACUUCUCCAAGACUGCGUAA
Besnoitia besnoiti is the source of this 1740-nucleotide messenger RNA. Its product is annotated as tetratricopeptide repeat-containing protein. The record is from RefSeq and is a predicted model, not a curated record. The coding region runs from base 1 to 1740 and encodes 579 amino acids. Lineage: Eukaryota; Apicomplexa; Conoidasida; Eucoccidiorida; Sarcocystidae. The transcript has 12 exons. Gene Ontology annotation, molecular function: ATPase activator activity; protein-folding chaperone binding.